Mangifera indica (mango) is the source of this 1630-nucleotide messenger RNA. Its product is annotated as DNA repair protein XRCC3 homolog. Bases 77 to 982 code for a protein of 301 amino acids. Gene Ontology annotation, cellular component: replication fork; Rad51C-XRCC3 complex. The record is from RefSeq and is a predicted model, not a curated record. Gene Ontology annotation, molecular function: ATP-dependent DNA damage sensor activity; four-way junction DNA binding; ATP binding. The transcript has 2 exons. NCBI's taxonomy places the organism in Eukaryota, Viridiplantae, Streptophyta, Magnoliopsida, Sapindales, Anacardiaceae. Gene Ontology annotation, biological process: resolution of mitotic recombination intermediates; telomere maintenance via recombination; double-strand break repair via synthesis-dependent strand annealing.
AACCAAGAAAGGAAAAUACUCAAUGAACAGGUUUAAACUUUAAACUCAUUUCUAUUGGCGCCAAUUUUCCCAAUCUAUGAGACCGCAAAACUUGCUCCACCGCCCAUUAUCCACCCAAAAGUGCACCCUUGGCUGCCCGAUCCUCGACCGCUGCAUCGGCGGCGGUAUUCCCUGCAACUCAAUAACCGAGCUGGUGGCCGAAAGCGGCUCCGGAAAGACUCAACUCUGCCUGCAACUCUCCCUCUCCGCCCAACUUCCCACCUCCCACGGCGGCCUCUCUGCCUCCUCUCUCUACCUCCACACGGAAUUUCCUUUCCCCUUCCGCCGCCUCCGCCAACUCAGCACCGCUUUUUGCAAUUCGAAUUCCGCCCUUUUAGCAAGUAAUGAUCAUAAUCCUUGUGAUCAUAUUUUUGUUCGGAGUAUACAUUCUGUAGACCAAUUGCUCGAUGAAAUGCCAAAGAUAGAGUCUUUUAUUAAAAAUUCAAAAUCUCGACUGCCCGUUAGGCUCAUUGUGAUUGAUUCUAUUGCGGCUUUGUUUCGCUCUGACUUUGAGAACACACUGGGUCAUCUUAAAAAGAGGUCAUCUUUGUUUUUUAAGAUAUCGGGGAAGUUAAAGGCAAUGGCGGUGGGGUUUGGUUUGGCAGUCGUCGUGACUAAUCAGGUGGUUGAUUUGGUUGCGCCCAAUGAAGGAAUAAAUGGGUUAAGGAUUGGGAAUUUGGGUUGUUUGUAUUCUUCAGGAAGGCAGGUUUGUCCUGCUCUGGGGUUAGCUUGGGCUAAUUGUGUGAAUUCAAGGUUGUUUUUGUCGAGGAACGAGGAGUAUGUUAGUGAAGAGCAUCAGAUAGAGAAUGAUAGUGGUGAAGAUUUUGUGAGGAGGAGGACAAUAAGGCGGCUUUGUGUUGUUUUUGCACCUCAUUUGCCCGAUUCAUUUUGUGAGUUUGAGACCACAAGGGAAGGGGUUUUUGGAAUUCAGAAACAGUGGUAAGUUUUUAAGUACAAAUGCUGGCAUUUGAAGACUUGGACCGGGUCGGCUAGACCGUGAAUCGGUGGUUCAGACAGUUAAUUCAUAGGAAAAAAGUGUUUUAUGCAGGUUUUUGGAUUGGACCGCUGGUGGUCCGACAGUUCAUAGUCGAUUCCCCGUUUCUUGUGGUUCAUCUACUGCCUGGUUCAUAUAAAUUAAAAUUAAAAAAAAAAAAUCCCCAAAAUCAUCCGUUCAUUCCUCUACACUACCUCAACCCUAACCCUAACAAACGCAGCAACACCUUAACCAUCGUAAUCUCUAGACUUUGACAAAAGUGAGUUGACGACGGUGAGUCAUUGAUGUUUGAUUUCUUCUGCUGAAGUUUUGUUCUUUUUCUGCAUUGAGUAGCUGACUUCUUCUGCUGAAAACUUCACUGCAGCUGUGACUUCUUGUGAAGAGUCCGACAACAAAUCACAUUGUGUAAUAAUUUUUUGUGUAAUGAUUUGCAUAUUGUGUGUAAUGAUUUUUUGUGCCAAAAACGCCCCGUGCGGCUUUUCCAGACUUUGUUUUGUAUGAUUUUAUUUUUAUGUGUAACGAUUUGCAUAUAGUGUGUACUGUGUAAUAUGUAAUGAACAACUUUAUAUGGUUUAUUCCAGGAAGACAUUACUGAUC